AUGGCAGAAGGUGUGAUCCAGCGCUUCCGACGCGCAUUCCGCUCCCCAGCAAAAAUCAAGGAGGAGGAAAAGAAGAGACAUGCCGACGGACCAGCAACAGAUGGAAAGUCGAAGCCUGAAGAGACGGAACAUGGAGGCGGGAAGCCAAAUGGGACUGAGAAACCGCAGUCCGUUGGAUUCUGGAGUCCUGAGUUGCGACAAGUGAGGAACCGAGCGUUUGCCAAAUGGAUCGUUACAACGGCUUUUCUCAUGGCUUUUAUACUCGUGGUUUUGUCGUUGUACUGGGGCGUUUUCUUCAAUGUACAGAAUCGGCUACACCGCUUGCCAGUGUUCGUUGUGGACUUCGAUGGUGUCGCGCCAUACGAUCAGACGGGAAAUCAGCCUUUCGUUGGACCUACGAUUACAGAUCUUAUCCAGACGACAUUGAGUCAGGGCUCUCCGACAAUAGGGUGGGAAGUCAGACCAUCAUCGCAGUACAACAAUGAUCCGCUUCAGGUUCGACAGGCGGUGUAUGAUUUGAAGGCCUGGGCUGCUAUCAUCAUCAACCCGAAUGCUACAGCUAUGCUCUACUCUGCGAUCGCCAAUGGCAAUGUGUCCUAUGAGCCUCUUGGAGCAUGCCAGCUUGUCUAUCAAGCUGCGCGAGAUGACACGAAUUGGUCUAGCUUCCUAUCGCCGGUGAUUACGAAGUUACAAACUGAGGCGCAGACAAUGGUCGGGAGAAUGUGGAUGAACUUGGUGCUGCAGAAUGCCACUGAACCAACUACCCUUUCGAACAUGCGAAAUGUCCCACAGGCCAUUAAUCCCGCAAUCGGCUUCUCAGAGUUCAACUUGAGACCAUUCUACCCCUACACUGGUAUCCCAGCUGUAUCCAUUGGACUCAUCUAUCUCAUCAUCAUCUCCUUCUUCAGCUUCUCCUUCUACAUGCCCAUCCACAUGCAAUACAUCAAACCAGAGAACCACCCGCCCUUGAAAUUCCCCCAACUCAUCGCCUGGCGCUGGCUCGCCACAAUCUCCGCCUACUUCAUGCUCUCCCUCGCCUACUCCUUCGUCAGCAUGGCCUUCCAACUAAACUUCACAGCCACCAACCCCAUCACCUCGACCACGCAGGCCACCGACACCGCAUUUGGCAAUCCAGUAUCCUACGGCCACGGCACCUUUCUCGUUUACUGGAUGCUAAAUUUCUUCGGCAUGAUUGCGCUGGGUCUUGCGUGCGAGAAUAUGGCCAUGGUGGUGGGACAGCCGUGGAUGGGGCUGUUUUUGAUCUUCUGGGUCAUUACGAAUGUGUCGACAAGUUUCUAUGAUAUUGAAAUUGCCCCUGGUUUUUAUCGAUGGGGGUAUGCGUGGCCGUUGCAUUCAAUUGUUGAAGGCAGUCGCUCUAUCCUGUUUGACCUGCAUUCCCGGAUCGGUGUCGAUUUUGCAAUUCUGAUUGGGUGGGGCACGGUGAAUACAUUGGUUUUUCCGUAUGCGUGUUGGUUUAUGAAAUGGAAACAAGAAAAAGGUAUUCACGAAUACUGGCCCUUGGACUAG
Messenger RNA from Plenodomus lingam JN3, 1527 nucleotides. Lineage: Eukaryota; Fungi; Ascomycota; Dothideomycetes; Pleosporales; Leptosphaeriaceae. The record is from RefSeq and is a predicted model, not a curated record.